ACGACCUGCGUUGCUCCAGUUCUACAGAGCUGGUGCCCCAUUCCUGCGUGAGGUUUCUCCUCCUGGGAAGAUCGUUUCUCUCUUUUUUUCAAAGGUGAAAGAGAAUUAGCACUGGGACAAGCUGCCUGCUUCACGGCACUAGGUGAGCAUCAACUACCUCACAGAGAUCUCAUGCUUUACACAGUUCAUGAUGAGAGUUAUACUUAAGAGACAAACCAAAAAUGAAUCUAAUGGAUAUAACCAAAAUCUUCUCCAUGCUCCAGCCCAGAGAAAAUGAAGACGAUAAAGGAGAAAGACAAGAUCUGAACCAAGCAGUGUCCCAGGAUGAUUAUCAAACUCUUGAUGAACUCUUGUGCCAAGACAGAUACAAAACAUUUAUUAACAGCAGAAGUGGUUGGGGGGUACCUGGGACCCCACUUCGCCUAGCAGCUUCAAAGGGCCAUCUGAGAAGUUUAGAAGUUCUCUUGGCCCAUGGAGCAGAAGUGGACAGUCUAGAUGUGAAAGCGCAAACUCCGCUAUUCACUGCUGUUAGUAAUGGCCACCUAGAUUGUGUUAAAGCACUAUUGGAGGCAGGGGCCAGUCCUUCUGGCAGCAUCUACAAUAACUGUUCUCCACUGCUCACGGCCUCUAGAGAUGGAGAUGUCAGCAUUCUGCAAGAACUCUUAGACUAUGGGGCAGAAGUCAAUGUUAAAGCAAGAGUCCCAGAGUGGGCUGCCAACUCUGCAGCUUGUUCUGGCCCUUUAUAUCUCUCAGCGGUCUAUGGACAUCUGGAGUGUUUUAAAAUGCUGCUGCUUUAUGGAGCAGAUCCCAAUUACAACUGCACUGAGAAGAAAAUGAUCGCGCGAAUCAAGCAGCCCAAGACUGUGCUCGAAAUCUGCCUGAGACAUGGUUGUGGGAGUGAAUUCAUAAAACUGCUCAUUGAUUUUGGAGCCAAUGUGUACUUACCAAACAUCGCAGGAGAUGAUAAGAUCUCGCCGAAUAGUGAGGCAUUGGCGCUGCUGAUCAGGGAAAGAGCUCAUCCAAAAUCCUUGAUGUCUCAGUCGAGGCUGGCUGUCAGGAAGCUUCUGAAACUGACCAACAGCGCAUGUGCCAUAGAUCAACUGGGGAUCCCACCUGUGCUAGUGAACUACCUCAAACAUCACUCUUAAGGGAAGAUCAGAGCAACAGUUUUGAAGACAAAGUUCUAUGUAAUGAGUUGACCACCUCAAUAAAGAGCCAUUGUGGAGUAGCAAUUAUGCAGUACAUGGAA
Molecule: messenger RNA, 1249 nt
Organism: Malaclemys terrapin pileata
Lineage: Eukaryota; Metazoa; Chordata; Testudines; Emydidae
Gene: ASB12
Product: ankyrin repeat and SOCS box containing 12
Exons: 3
Coding region: 222-1148 (308 amino acids)
Biological process (GO): regulation of barbed-end actin filament capping
Cellular component (GO): nucleus; cytoplasm
Molecular function (GO): protein binding
Source: RefSeq, a predicted model, not a curated record